Molecule: messenger RNA, 2971 nt
Organism: Zalophus californianus (California sea lion)
Lineage: Eukaryota; Metazoa; Chordata; Mammalia; Carnivora; Otariidae
Gene: FAM177B
Product: family with sequence similarity 177 member B
Exons: 5
Source: RefSeq, a predicted model, not a curated record
CCCGAACAACCAAAUUUUGUACUACUUUCAAAGCCAAACAUAACGAAUAAAAGCAAUGAAAGGAAAAGCAGAGGGAUAAAGAACUGAACAGUCCUUGUUGAAUUUGAAGAAUUGAUGAGAUCACAGCUAUGAUUACACCUGAAGUCUCUAGCUUUACCAUCCAUUGAAAAUAACUAGACACCUCUCAGCUACAUAAACACUGCCCAGGGCAACGUGCCCUAAGGUGCCCUGUUUUUAAUUCACUAGUUGUUUUAUUUUCUUAUGGAAAAAGACAAUUUCCAGGAGUCAGAAUUAGAGAAGAGUAGAUCUCCCAAAAGAAUUAUCCAUUUCACUGAUGGAGACAUCAUGGAAGAAUACAGCACAGAGGAGGAGGAAGACGAAGAGGAAGAAAAAAAGGAACAGAAAACGAAUUCAAUACAUGAUCCGUCUACACUUUCAUGGGGGCCCUAUCUAUGGUUUUGGACAGGGCAAAUAGCAAGCACCUCAUUUUCUACAUGUGAAUUCCUUGGUGGAAGAUUUGCUACCUUCUUUGGUCUUAAUCAACCCAAAUAUCAGUAUGUGUUAAAUGAGUAGUAUAGAACACAAGAUAAGGAAAGUGACAAGGAAAGUGACGAGAAUGGAUCAAAGGCCCAGCCAGCCAAGGUUCCUAAUGAAAAGUGUCACCUGGAGGCUGGGGGCCAAGAGUAUGGAACCAGGCAAGACAUUGCCCAGGGUGUUCUUCAGUGGAGCACCUCAUCUGGGGAGGGCCUGGCAGCAGAUUUCAGCUCGUAAUGGGCCCUAGGACUGUAGUUCCUCUGAAUGUCUGUUUCUCCGCCACUGAUGACCCAUGGCAACAGCACAGAGGUUGUGCUUCUAAGCCAGAUCUGAUCUUAGUCUCCUUGUGAUUUAUUCUCCAGCAUCCAGUGAUUGCAAGCAGUAAUGAGAAUUAUGGAUGCUUUCUCAAUUUUAUGAGCCCCCUCCCAAGUCAACUCCACCCCCCCACCGUAAUGCAAGUCUUGCUAGUCAGUUGUGAUCUCUUAUUAUUGAUGUUUGCAAAUAAAUGCAAAUGCCUGAAGGAAUUUGGAUCUGGCAAUUUUGGACGGAAACUCUUCAUCGUGGGGCUAGGGAGCAGAAAAGAAGCUGUUCUCAGAAGAAACUUUGGGCAUUAUGAAGUCUAAACAAGUCCCCUUUCAGGGUUUGAUGUAAGGUGUGUGCUUUCCAGUAGCCACCCUGGCUUAGCUGGGGCUUGCUUUACGAUAAGCAAACAUUGCUAGUAACUUUGUUACAAUAUAUCAAAGUCUGAGAAUUGGGUGCAUUUCCCCCCACACAAUUAAAAACAAUAAUCUAAGCUCUAUAAAAAGUAUUUGAAAAAUGGAUGAUUUUGUUUAUUUGUCAGCAAAAUUUCAAAACCUGGAAAGAUCAAGCAUAGAGAUCAUAGCUAGAUAUCACAGGUUGUGCUGGCGAGAGGUCGCUGUGAUAGAAAAACACAGGAGUGGCAGUAAUAAGACCCGAGGUCAAGUCUCAGUUUUACCAUAUACUAGUUGAGUGUCCAGAUUUCUGAGCCCUUGUCCCCUUCUCUGUAAAAUAGGGGUGGCGUAUAUUUGUUCCUCAAGGUUUACUGUUAAACAAAACGGGAUAAUGGGAAAACACUUUUAAAACCGUGAAUAUUCAAUGUUAAUGCUUAAUUAAUGGCUGUUAUAGACUGUUACCUUGAAAAUCCCCAAAGAGCCUUCUGGAAUUCACGCCCUGGUACUGUCCCAUCUACGUUGACGCUGGGCUUGGCCACAUGACUUGUUUCGGCCAACGAGACAGUAGCACGUGUGACGCAAGUGGAGGCUUGACGGGCACCUGCAAAUGGGAGCCUGUCCUCUUAGAAACUCUACAUAGUAAAGAAGUUUGGGCUAGAGUUCUCCAUAAUGAAAGGCCACGUGGAAAUAGAUUCCCAAGGAUGAAAGACUGUCUCACAUAUUCCAGUCCCAGCCAAGCUCCUCACCAAAUGGAGCCACAUAAAUGACCUUCUGUUAUCCUGUGUGGAGCAGAUGAACCCGGCGGCUGAGUCCAGUCAAUCCGCAGAAUCACGAGAAAUAAUGAAUCAUUAUUAAGUGUUGGAGUGGUUUAUUUUGCAGUCAUGUGUAACUGAAAUAAUAGCUGUAAGAGAACGGGAAGUUGGAAUUGAUUUGAUAUGAAAUCAAGAAGGCGGCCUUGGGAAUAAGGUGUCAUCGGUUGGAUACAUGAGAAUAAGGCAGGUUUUGCUGCAUAAUUGGACAAUUCUAAAAGCUCAGUGGCUUGAAACAACAAAAGGUUAUUUCUUUCUCAUGAGAAGUCCAGUGUCAGUUCAGGUGGCUUCCCAGAGCGUUGGCUCAGGGGUGCAUGCGUCUUUGAUCUUAUGGUUGGUUCCUCCAUACUGUGAUGUGCUCAGGGCUGCUGAAGCAGAGUUGGAGUGGACAGUUAAGCACCAGCAAUCAACGUCUCCACUAAGAAUAAAUCACGUCACUUCUGAUUAUGUUUCUUCCACCAAAGCAAGUCACGUGGCCACAAUUAACUUUAAGGGGUGUGAGCCUCCUAAGACAGCUGAGAAAGGGAAACACUUUUUCCUAGUGGCAGGAUGGGGUAAAUGAUGGGCUCAAGCGUCAAUAUGAUAUUGAUUUAAUCUCAGCUCUGAUGCCCCUUUGUACCCCGAUGGCCCUGUGCAAGUGACUCAACUUCACAAUGUUCCUAUGUGUAAAACAGAUUUGAUACAGGCAGCAAAUUCUAUUUGAAUUAGCUUAUGCAACAAAAAAAGAAUUUUUUGGAGGGAUACUGAAGUAUCUCAUGGACCCCAAGGGCACAUAAAUUUUAGUAGGUCUAGAACAAAUUCAGCAAACAUAUACAUAAGCAAUAUUCUCUCCAUUUCUCAACUUUCUUACAUGAGGAAGAAAGAUCACUGCAUAGCUCUUUUAUUUUGUAAACUUUAUUUUUACUGGGAUAUAAUUGACCUAUAAUAUUGUAUUAG